AUGAAGCUCUCAACGCUCCUCCCUCUCCUCCCGCUUGCCACAGCCUCCGCUCCGGCCUCACCAGGCCUCUCCUACCUCGGCCACGCAAGCAUCGCCGCCUCCGCCCCUUUCAGCAUCGGCUCCAGCACCUUUGGCAGCCGUACCGUCUUCCCCCUUGCCGGCGGGACAUUCAUCGGUCCUCUCUUCAAUGCCACCGUUCCUGCCUAUGGAGGUGACUGGGGUCUGGGCAAUCCAGCCGCGGGCAACUUUUAUGUCGACGCUCGGUAUCAAUUGAAAACUACCGAUGGCGUAGACAUCUACGUCUCGGCCAACGGCCCGCAGCAACCUGAGGGUGUGUUGCAUACCAGGGUCAGGUUUGAGGCUGGAUCAGACACGCCGUAUGGGUGGCUGAGCGGAAUUGUGGCGGUGGGGAUUACUACGCCGGUGGUGGACGAGGAUGGGCAAGUGGAAGGAAUCGAGAUUGAUCUUUGGAGGAUGACUAGUCCGAGUACGAUUGCGGGCAAGGGGAAGAAGGGGAAGAAGACGCGGAGGGUCUAGAUGGCGGGUGAGUGUGAGAAAGUUUCUAGCGGCAUG
Messenger RNA from Podospora pseudopauciseta, 573 nucleotides. RefSeq lists its product as uncharacterized. The record is from RefSeq and is a predicted model, not a curated record. NCBI's taxonomy places the organism in Eukaryota, Fungi, Ascomycota, Sordariomycetes, Sordariales, Podosporaceae. The coding region runs from base 1 to 537 and encodes 178 amino acids. The transcript is spliced from 2 exons.